AUGAAGCAGCGCUCGCACCUGCUCUUCGCUCGCGAGCACGACGUCCCGCUCAUGGUGUUCGACUCGCGCGACGAGCUGCUCAAGAUCCAGAGCGAGUUCCCCGAGGCGAAGCUCGUGCUGCGUCUGCAAGUGGACGACUCCAAGGCGCGUCACCAGUUCGGCCCCAAGUUCGGCACGCCAAUGGAAGAUGUUCCGGCUUUGCUGGAGACGGCGAAGCACCUGGAGCUCAAUGUUGUCGGGGUGUGCUUCCACGUCGGCGUCGGCGUUCUGGAGGCGAGUGCAUUCGUCGAUGCGAUCGUGCGCGCCAAACAGGCGUUUACUAUGGGCUUGGAUGCCGGGUACAAGUUCACACUGCUCAAUCUUGGAGGUGGCUUUGCUGGCGAUGACCUUGGGCCGGUCAAGUUCGAGGACGCGGCUAAAGCGAUCAAUGCAGUGCUGGACGAGCUCUUCCCCGAAGACAGCGGCGUUGACAUCAUCUCCGAGCCUGGACGGUACUUCGUAUCGGCUUGCGCCACGCUCACGGUGAACGUGAUCGGACGCAAGGUCGACCCGGAGCUCACCGAUCCCGAGAGUGAAGCCAAGGAGCCGCGCUACAUGUACGUCGUGAACGACGGCAAGCAUGGCUCCUUCAGCACGCCCCACUUGUGCGUUGUGCCGGACCCUGUAGUGCUGAAGAGAGCAAACAAGGACGAGUCGACGCCGGUUCCAUGCAGCGUGUGGGUCGGGGACUGGAUCACGUUCCCGCGGAUGGGGGCCUACAGCUUCGCCACGGGCUCCACCUUCAACGGGUUCUCGCUCCCAAGCCGCGUCUACAUCGAAGAGAACUAA
Molecule: messenger RNA, 828 nt
Organism: Phytophthora sojae
Lineage: Eukaryota; Oomycota; Peronosporomycetes; Peronosporales; Peronosporaceae
Exons: 2
Coding region: 1-828 (275 amino acids)
Cellular component (GO): cytoplasm
Molecular function (GO): ornithine decarboxylase activity
Source: RefSeq, a predicted model, not a curated record